Molecule: messenger RNA, 573 nt
Organism: Cordyceps fumosorosea ARSEF 2679
Lineage: Eukaryota; Fungi; Ascomycota; Sordariomycetes; Hypocreales; Cordycipitaceae
Product: DUF726 domain protein
Exons: 1
Coding region: 1-573 (190 amino acids)
Biological process (GO): glutaminyl-tRNAGln biosynthesis via transamidation; regulation of translational fidelity
Molecular function (GO): glutaminyl-tRNA synthase (glutamine-hydrolyzing) activity
Source: RefSeq, a predicted model, not a curated record
AUGCAGUCUUCUUACGGCUUCGUCUGCUUCCGUUGCAGAGCUCUCGCCCGUUGGCCUAUGUCGCAGCUCGUCUCCUCUCGACAUCGCAAAGCCACAUACUCAACGAAAUCCUCCACUGCGCAUAAAAUCCUGGCGCGUCCAACCUGGUCUGUCCGGUCCCUCCUCGCCGAAGAUGACGCGUCGCCGGCCGAGGCCAUCACAUCCGCGCAGCUACACCACCUGCUCCGACUCUCCGCGCUUCCGCUGCCCAAGUCCAAAGAGGAAGAGGCAUCGAUGAUUGCGACCCUGCAAAGCCAGCUGCAUUUCGUGAAGGCGGUCCAACGAGUCGACACCACCGGCCUGGAGCCCCUCCAGGCCAUACGAGACGAGACGGAAGAGGGCUGGAAGGAGGGCACGAUAGGGCUGGGCGACCUGAAGCAGGUCCUCGCAAAGGAGGUUCGGGUAGGGCACUACAAGCGCCCAAGGAGGGUCAAGGAAAAGAUUGAAUCGGAGGCAGAGAACUGGGACGCGUUAUCUACAGCAUCGAAGAAGGCUGGUAAAUAUUUUGUCGUGGAAAGCGCAAAGAAGCCAUAG